UCAAACGGUUAGGUCGCGUGGCUUAGCAACAUUGAAUGACGCAUGGGCCGCCAAUGACGACCGCAGCCUUGCAAAAGAUCCUGCAUGUCUCGACAGAACUCGUAACAUGAAACUUUGACAGCUGUGGGGUCGAUAUCAUUCCUGAACGAGUGCGGAACGUUCGGUGAACAAUAGGAGCCCUUUCUUCCUGUCCUUGCUGGGAAUCAACACUCACGGCUCUUUCUCGCCACGACCCUAGUACAGCUGCCAAACAGCAAAGCCAAACCGCCAGGGGAGCCCUGACGAGUGCGUGAGUACGGAUCAAGAUGAAGCAAUCAGAAACAAAACGAAAGUGCUUAUCCAGCGAACCUCUGAUCGCCGGAGGCCACCAAGGCAAUGCGAAAUUAUCCAAACCACCAAAAGUAGAGAAUUUACAUGAGCGGCCUCGAAACCGACUCCAAAAGCAAGGUUAUGCGAUUCCUUCGAUGUUAACACCGUACCCUGCUCACCUUGGCUUUACAACACCCACUGCAACGCUCUACGUACUCGAGUACGAACCAUACCCGUACAACACUCUCCCAAGCGAAUUCCUGGGCGUUUAUCUAACAGUCGACUCCGUGACAGCUGGAGCCGUCGCACAUGGCGCAUACACAUUUUCAAGAGAAGGAUUGCUAGAUGGAAGUGAGUAUCUGAAUCCAACAGGGCGCAUCAAGAUUCAGUCUCAGCUGGUCCAGCAAUCCGGCACAGAUGCUCAAGUGUCAAUCCGCAGCCACAGCCUCGAUGAGAGACCAGCCAGAGAGGACGGACUCGUCAGAUCGGACAUACCACACCCCGACUAUCGCUCCAACACACUGAGCAAGACCGCCAGACCGGACGUAGCACAUCCCGGAGCCCAAAGUAUGACAAGCUUGAAGAUUGUCAGCAAACCGAAAGAUACUGUGUAUCUAGCCAUUCGACGGGGACCUACUGCAGCGCAUUGCUUGGGGGUGUAUGCAAGGCCGAGUCUUGCAUGGGGCGCAUGCUUGAAGAACAAAGCAAGCUGUGCAAUAUCGGGCACGUUGAGCGAAGAAAGCAGGGAUGUCGAUGCAGAUGGGAUGCCACGAGCCACUGCUAGACUGCAUGGGUGUGGACAGCAUAUGUGGUUCGUUGUCGCAAAGGAGGUGGAUGCAACCGCUCGAUAAGAGAAGUCAAGACUAUGCCGCAGUGCAUCAGGGUUCAAUGACAAGAGCCAUCCUUACCCACAUAUCGUGGCCAGGAUCUGGCUACACCGUGGACCUCGAAGCCCACCGAGGUCAAUCUCCGCACUCAGUCUCC
Molecule: messenger RNA, 1293 nt
Organism: Macroventuria anomochaeta
Lineage: Eukaryota; Fungi; Ascomycota; Dothideomycetes; Pleosporales; Didymellaceae
Exons: 1
Coding region: 306-1160 (284 amino acids)
Source: RefSeq, a predicted model, not a curated record